Messenger RNA from Abrus precatorius (Indian licorice), 890 nucleotides. RefSeq lists its product as uncharacterized. NCBI's taxonomy places the organism in Eukaryota, Viridiplantae, Streptophyta, Magnoliopsida, Fabales, Fabaceae. The record is from RefSeq and is a predicted model, not a curated record. Bases 327 to 716 code for a protein of 129 amino acids. The transcript has a single exon.
AAAAUUCUACGCCUCACAACAAAACUUAGUCAGCACAACACAACAACCCACAAUUCAACACAACCUACCUCAUUCGCUCCUCAACCCCCACCAAAACUCCAACAACCUCAAACCUCAACAAGUAGUUUUGAAUUUUUAUUAGGUUGUUUUGCUCCACUUCCACAUGCUCGAAGCAUCUCUUUUAUUUACCACGUUAGAAACAUAUAACACGUCCAUGCAUUAAAACAUUAAAAAAAGUCCACCAUUCUCAUAUAUCAUAUUAUCAUUUAUUUCUAGGGACUUGUGUUGCGUCUAUAAUCUAUAUAAACAAGUUUGCAACCCAAAACAUGAAUGAUUUCAUCUUAGAGACCCAGUACUUCCCCACAAUGUCUUUGUGGGUCUUUAAUAUCAUCCGUUUGUACGUGAUGAGCACGUGGCCUCUACUAAUCUAUGCUGCCACUUGGGUUACGGCGUUGACGCUGACUGUGGCAGUGGCCUCGUUCUCCCCCGAGGUGGCUUUUGUCUCUGCCAUAUCCCCCUCUUCUUCAUUCUCUGAGAAGUGCAAAAGUAAGAGUGUUAGAGUUCCCUUGGAUGUUCCAGGAGAUACCCUGUGUUUCCCUCCUCACCUUUUCACUAAGUCCCACAUUGAUACCAUUGUUCCACCAGUCUUUGCAGCACUCAUUGUAGCUGCUUCUGCUUGCGUUGUAAGAGCCGUGGGCUUGUGGGAGCGCGAAUAAACAACCUUAGAGAUGCAUCUAACUUCUAUUCUUUGUGGAAUCAAAUUUAUCCAAAGUUAUUGUUAUCUAUUUUACAAAACAAUUGUUAUUUAUAAACAUAAUAGUAUCAAUAUAUAUUUUAACACUUGAGGUCUCUUGGCAUUAAUUGUUAAUGUAUCUUAUUUUUAAUGUAUU